AUUCUCCCUCCAUCAACACGUUACAAAACAUUCGGUCACUGACGUCACUGCUCACUGCACGUGUGCAGCUCGUAGUGAAGUUGCUGUGCGAGAAUACUACUGAAUACUGCAAAUCUCUGCUGCAUGUGGCUAUCAAAAUCGAAACAUGGCAAGAAAGAAAACAGCAGAUGACAUUCACGCUAAGAGCAAGAAAAACAAUGUAUCUAGUGGUGGUGUGAAGAAACGAAAAAAGAGCGAGAGUUCAAGCGAAUCGCUCUCCAAGAAAGUGAAAGCUAAAAAAGACGAGAAAGCCUCAGGGACCGGAAACAAGCAGCCUGCCUUGAAGUGCUCAGCAAAUCCAAGGAGAGGAAGCCAUGGGAGCAUACUGCACUACUUAUACAAGAGCUCCCUUGGCCAGAACAUUCGCUCUCACCUGCGACAGUGUCUACAGGAGCCCUUUGUGCGUUCGCUGGCCUCCUACGGGCUCCACAGGACGGCCAGCCCGUUUGACCGCAGGGUCACCUGCCUGGAAUGGCACCCCACACUACCCACAACGCUGGCCGUAGGCUCUAAAGGGGGAGACAUCGUACUAUGGGACUACGAGAGGCCUAACAAAAUGUCCUUUGUGCAAGGGAAAGGAGCAUGUGAUUUCAUUGGUGGGAUGAAGUUCUGUCCGUCGGACUUGUCCAGGGUCUACACAGCUUCGGGUGAUGGUUCCCUGACUUUGCGGAGCUUUCACGGUGUCUCCUCUCAGACCCUCUCGACAACCCAGGACUGUGGCCACACUCACCACAAUGUUUGUUACUGGUAUUGCUGUGUGGACGUGUCUGUUAGCCGCCAGAUGCUAGCCACAGGGGACAACACUGGACGACUCGUUCUUCUGGGCUUGGAUGGCCACAAGAUAUUUAGUGACAAACUGCACAAAGCCAAAGUGACCCAUGCCGAGUUCAACCCUCGCUCUGACUGGCUCCUGGCCACGGCCUCAGUGGACAGCACGGUCAAGCUGUGGGACCUGAGACAGCUCAAGGACAAGAAGAGCUUCCUGCAUGAAUUGCAGCACAACAAACCCGUUAACUCGGCCUACUUCAACCCCACCGACAGCUCAAAGCUGCUCACCACAGACCAGGGGGAGGAGAUCAGGGUCUACGCCUCAUCUGAUUGGUCCAAGCCAGAGCACAUCAUUCAGCAUCCUCACAGACAUUUCCAGCACAUCACAUCCAUCAAGGCCACCUGGCAUCCAAUAUAUGACCUCAUUGUAGCUGGUCGUUACCCUGAUGAGCGGUUCUGUGUUGGUGAUGUUAGGUCUGUUGACGUCUUUGACGCAAACACAGGGUAUCUGUUGCGUCAGAUGCUUGACCCCAACGCCAAGGGCAUCAUAUCUCUGAACAAGUUCAACCCUCUGGGUGAUGUGCUGGCCUCAGGAAUGGGCGUCAAUAUUCUGGUUUGGAAAAGGGAGGAGAUUGUGAGUGGCAUGCAGGAGAGCCUGCUGCAGAGGAGGAAGGAAGAGGGCAGAGUCCGGCCUGGAACAUCCAGAGUGCGGAGCCCGCAACAGCGCCCUCCCAGGGACAGAAGGGGAAAUGCAGAGGAUUUGAAGCUGAAGAAAAAAUUGGCAUCGCUGGAGUCAACAGAGACCAAAUCCAAGACGCAGAGGAGCAGGAAGAAAUGAGACAGAGACUCUGAUUGGUCCCAGUUUGCACCGAGAAGCUGAGAAAUUGACAACAUAGUAUAUUACUACAAGGUGUUCUCAAACAGACCUUUAUUUUUCUGGCUUGGAUCAAGGCAGUUGUGACCAGCCAAACAUUCCCUGCUGUCAGUACAAAAAACGUUAUGUAUCAAGCUGUUUUCUGUAAUGUAUGUUCAAAUUGAUAUAUCAAUACUUUUUUACAUUAAAGUUUCUUUAAUAUUCA
This is a messenger RNA of Alosa sapidissima (American shad), 1886 nucleotides long. RefSeq names its product damage-specific DNA binding protein 2 (gene ddb2). The record is from RefSeq and is a predicted model, not a curated record. Gene Ontology annotation, biological process: DNA repair; response to UV. Gene Ontology annotation, molecular function: protein binding; damaged DNA binding. Gene Ontology annotation, cellular component: Cul4-RING E3 ubiquitin ligase complex; nucleus. The coding region runs from base 146 to 1645 and encodes 499 amino acids. The transcript is spliced from 11 exons. Lineage: Eukaryota; Metazoa; Chordata; Actinopteri; Clupeiformes; Clupeidae.